GGGGGGUGUGUGUGUGUGUGUGUGGAGUGGGAGCACUCCCUCGGCUGAGCUGCAGUGUGUGGUGUGUGUACACCUGAUCCCGUGGGAGCGGAGCAGAGUCGCUCGAAGUCAAGAUAAGAAAAAAAGAACCAGUGAGAACGUGGGUGAUAUUCCGUCCAUUUAUCAGGCAAAGGCCGUUUUAACUGGAGGAGCAUUGCAUGACUGCCUUGUGCAUUAUACCUACAAGUUAAAGGGACAUUGUCACCUGGUCUGAAGUCCUGAGAGAAGCCAGUUGGAUUGGAAGAUGAUGGCAAACUUCACGACUCAGAUCCCCCGCGAGGAGCUGGAAGAAAUGAGGGAAGCUUUUAACAAGAUAGACAUUAAACACUGUGGCUAUGUCAGCCACUACGAGCUCCAAGACCUCUUCAAGGAGACAAACCUCCGUCUGCCUGGCUACAGGGUGCGUGACAUUGUGGAACAGAUAAUCACGGCUGCAGAUCACAACCAAGAUGGGAAAAUCGACUUUGACGAGUUUGUGUCGGUUUGUCAGGAGCUUAAAGACAAAGACAUCAGCAAAACCUUCCGAAAAGCCAUUAACCGAAAAGAGGGGAUCUGUGCUAUCGGUGGCACCUCUGACCGCUCCAGCGAAGGAACUCAGCAUUCCUACCACGAGGAAGAGAAAGUUGCCUUUGUGAACUGGAUUAACAAAGCGUUAGAAAACGAUCCAGAUUCUAAACAUUUGAUCCCCAUGGACCCGAGCAGUGACCGUUUAUUCAGUGCAGUUGGCGAUGGAAUCCUUCUAUGCAAAAUGAUAAACUUGUCCCAACCAGACACAAUCGAUGAGCGGGUAAUCAACAAAAGGAAGCUUACACCAUUCACUAUUUCUGAAAACCUGAACCUUGCUUUGAAUUCGGCAUCUGCAAUCGGUUGCACAGUGGUGAACAUUGGAGCUCAGGAUCUGAAAGAAGGCAGACAUCACCUGGUCCUGGGUCUUUUAUGGCAGAUUAUAAAGAUCGGCCUCUUCGCUGAUAUUGAAAUCACCAGGAAUGAAGCUCUCAUAGCUUUGCUGAUGGAAGGUGAAGAGUUGGAGGAACUGAUGAAGCUUUCGCCAGAAGACCUCCUUCUGCGUUGGGUCAAUUACCAUCUUUCAAAUGCAGGAUAUCAAAAUAUCACCAACUUUAGUCAAGACAUCAAGGACUCCAGGGCUUAUUUCCACCUCCUCGAUCAGAUUGCACCCAGAGGAGAUGGUGAUCAAAUGAACAUUCAGAUUAACAUGUCUGGUUUUAAUGAAAAGGAUGAUCUCAAGAGGGCAGAAUACAUGCUCCGAGAAGCCGAUAAACUGGGCAGCAGGCAAUUUGUUACCCCGGCUGACAUUGUCAGCGGCAAUCCUAAACUUAACCUGGCCUUUGUAGCCAACUUGUUCAAUACAUUCCCAGCUCUCAAGCCAAACCUGGACUACGACCUCACUUUGUUGGAAGGUGAGUCGAGGGAAGAGAGAACCUUCCGGAAUUGGAUGAAUUCACAGGGGGUGUGUCCCUUCGUCAAUCACUUGUACAGUGAUAUGACUGAUGGCUUAGUAAUCUUCCAGCUGUAUGAGCGCGUCUCUGUGCAAUUCGACAAGAGCCGUGUCAACAAGCCUCCGUAUCCAGCGCUUGGCGCUAACAUGAAGAAACUUGAAAACUGUAACUAUGCCCUUCAUCUGGGCAAGACCAAGGCCAACUUCUCCCUGGUAGGCAUUGGUGGGCAAGACUUGAACGAAGGCAAGCCAACACUCACAUUAGCGCUGGUGUGGCAGCUCAUGAGAAGGUACACACUGAAGGUACUAUCUGAUCUGGGAGAAGGGGAAAAGGUGACGGAUGAUUUUAUUAUAAAAUGGGUGAACGAAACACUUGCAAAUGCAAAGAAGAGCAGCUCGAUUACUAGCUUCAAGGAUAAAAGCAUCAGCACCAGUUUGCCAGUUAUAGACUUGAUAGAUGCCAUUGCCCGUAACGCAAUCCGCUACGAGCUGGUCAAACACACAGACUUUUCAGACGCAGAUAAGCUGAACAACGCUAAAUACGCCAUAUCUGUGGCAAGAAAAAUAGGAACGCGAGUAUAUGCUUUGCCCGAAGAUCUGGUGGAAGUGAAGCCAAAGAUGGUGAUGACGGUCUUCGCUUGCUUAAUGGGGAAAGGCUUGAAGCGGGUAUGAAGAGAUGCGGUUUCACCAAGUUCACACUCAUUUCCGUCCGCCAUAUCAAACCAGUUCACAAAAUCCAUCUGUCAGAUUCAGGUUUUCUUUUCUCCCCCCUUCCACCCACCCCUUCCUUCCUGGAAAAAAAAUAGUUUUCAGCAAAAAAACAUAUGAGACACACGAGACUAUUUUCAGAAACAAAACGCUAACUGGAAAUUUUCACCCUUGAACGCUUAUGGAAUUCCUGUCUCUCCAUUUGAAAUUGACCUGUAUUUAAUUUUCCUAUUGAUGUUAAAUUAAGAUUUACACUCCUUCCA
Callorhinchus milii (elephant shark) is the source of this 2466-nucleotide messenger RNA. RefSeq names its product plastin-1. Gene Ontology annotation, molecular function: calcium ion binding; actin filament binding. The record is from RefSeq and is a predicted model, not a curated record. The transcript is spliced from 17 exons. Bases 284 to 2167 code for a protein of 627 amino acids. NCBI's taxonomy places the organism in Eukaryota, Metazoa, Chordata, Chondrichthyes, Chimaeriformes, Callorhinchidae. Gene Ontology annotation, cellular component: actin filament bundle; cytoplasm; actin filament. Gene Ontology annotation, biological process: actin filament bundle assembly; actin filament network formation.